Messenger RNA from Suhomyces tanzawaensis NRRL Y-17324, 1143 nucleotides. RefSeq lists its product as uncharacterized. Lineage: Eukaryota; Fungi; Ascomycota; Pichiomycetes; Serinales; Debaryomycetaceae. The record is from RefSeq and is a predicted model, not a curated record. Gene Ontology annotation, molecular function: protein binding. The transcript has a single exon. The annotation marks the transcript as partial.
AUGGCUUCAUCGAUCGAUAGGAUAUUUGGCACCUCAGUGAACCAAGCGGUCCAGCAAAGCAUAAGUGAGAACCGCCCGUUGUUUGUCUACUUGAGCCGGGACGACGCCGCUAGCGCCAGCUUCGUCCAUCUGUGGCUAGGCGAUAACAAACUGACGGUGCAGCAGGCGUUGGCACGGUUUGUGCUUCUCAAGUUGGUCCACGGGACCACCGAGUUCGGCUACUUCGAGCAGAUUUUCCCCAACUUGGUGUUGCCCAGCUUCUACGUGGUGGAGCAGGGCCGUUUGUUGUGUGUGCUCAAGGACGCAGGUACCCCCGAGGAGCUCGUGGCCAGGAUCAGUCCCUACGGCCCCAGUGCUGGCGUCGGUUCCGGAAAUGCCGGCGAACACACCUCCCCAUCAUCUGCCACCCCCGAGUACUCACCAAACGCAGCAUUAUCAGGUCCUGGAAGAUCUCCUGAGCCUGUGACGCCUUCGCCACAACCAGAACAGUCACAAUUUGACCACGAGCAAGCCAGCCGCAUCCGCAAGCACAAGCUGGAUGUUGCCACCCAAAGACAGAUCCAGGAGCAGGAAAAGAAAAGAUUGAGAGAACUCUUAAAAGCUGACCAAAGAGAACGAGAGGCAAGGAGCAGAGAGGAGAGUGCUAAAUUUGCAUCCACGAAGCCGCCAGUGUCGGUAUCGCCAACCCCACCACAACCAAGCAACACCUGUACAUUAUCUAUAAAGCUCUUCAAUGGAAGCUCGUUGAAACAGACGUUCGAAUCGUCCAAGACGUUGAACGACGUGAGAAGGUGGUUGGACACCGAGUCGGGGGUGGAGGUGGUACCCAAACCCGGGUCCAUGGCAUCGUUCGCCCCCUCAUCGUACCCUCCGCCAACCCACUACGUCUUCCACUGUCCUGUGAUUCCUAGAACCACCUAUACUGAUGAGGAUGAAUUUAAAUCAUUGAGUGAGCUUAAGUUGAGUCCCAGAUCUGCAUUAAUCUUGAAGCCCAUCUACGAAGAAAACGGCUACUCCAACUCGUAUCCCAAUGGGAACGUGCCCAACCGGGGGGUUUUGAAAAGCUUGGGUUCUGCUCUUGGAAAGUUCGGCAAUGCAUUGUACUCGUUCUUCGAUUACGGGGUGGCGGAAGAUCACCACCAA